Molecule: messenger RNA, 1002 nt
Organism: Fonsecaea multimorphosa CBS 102226
Lineage: Eukaryota; Fungi; Ascomycota; Eurotiomycetes; Chaetothyriales; Herpotrichiellaceae
Exons: 3
Coding region: 1-1002 (333 amino acids)
Source: RefSeq, a predicted model, not a curated record
AUGGCCAUGGCGCAGGUCGUUGUGCCUCCUGUAGUACAUACCUCUAAGAUCAGGCCUAUCAUCAGCAAUCAACUUCGCCAUGCUAGCACAAGACCACGCACAACCUUUGAUCCUGAGAAGCAUUUGGUGUAUCGCGAAGACCCCAAGGUGUUGAUGUUGAAAGACAUCGGGCUUUCCGAGAGUGUGGGCAUCUCGCCAGUUGCCAUUUCCGAGCCUUUUCCUCUCUUCAGCGAAGAAGCCAUAAGCCAUAUGAGGGACGAGAGUUUCACAAAUGAAGUCUGGGACAACUGUCUGUACAGCACCGAUUUCGCCGGGUGCCAGCUCAGGGGCCACUGUCCGAAGUAUGCCCCGUUCAUGUACGAUGCCUGGAAAAAUCCCAAGACACUGUCCAUUGUGUCCAAAAUUGCUGGCAUUGACUUGGUGCCCGCCAUUGAUAUCGAGGUCGGAAACAUCAACGUCUCUGUCCAGGAUCCUCUGAAAGGCUUCCAGAAGCAAGAGAAUCAAUCCGACGACGACAUCCCAGUCACAAAAUGGCAUGUGGACAGUUACCCGUUCGUGUGUGUCGUCAUGAUGAGCGACGCUUCCCACAUGGUCGGGGGAGAAACGGCCAUCAAGACCGGUGCUGGAGAGAUCAUCAAAGUUCGCGGACCACAGAUGGGCAGUGGCGUGGUCCUCCAAGGCAGGCACAUCACUCACCAGGCAUUGGGCGCACUGGGAGGAUCUGAGCGCAUCACCAUGGUGACGGCCUUUCGUCCCAGGGACGCCCUCAUUCCAGACUCCUCGGUUCUCACCACCAUCAGACCAAUCACAAAUUUGUCAGACCUUUACUUCCAGUGGACUGAAUACCGGGUCGAGGUCCUGCAAGAACGCCUACGCUUGAUGCUGGAAGUCCUAAGGGAGCAGCAUCGUGCCGAUGAACAGACAGAUGCUGCCAAGAUCAAGGAGUUUCUCCAGCAGCAGGUGGACUGGCUUUCCAUCACAGACAGAGAAAUUGUCCUAUAG